UUCCGGGAGGGAACAACGCGGAAAAGGUGGAGUCCAAGUUGGGGAGUUGGUUGAAUACGGAAGCCGACCAGACCCGCACUAUUCACCGGACCCAAACCAGAACCACCACCCUAAUCUUCUCCUCGCCUCUUUCUUACUUUUGCUCCAACUUGAGAAGCGCUAAGCGGUCAUUUCUUGUUCCCUUAGGACGCGCCGCGCAUACACCGCCCGCUAGCUGCUAACAGCUAGUUAGCAACCUAGCUGCUAACGUCAGAGACAGACGACCAAACCAUGAGCGGAGGAGUGAACAGCAUCGAGGCGGUGAAGAGGAAGAUCAAGGUUCUUCAAGCGCAAGCUGAAGAAGCCGAGGACCGAGCGGAGAAGCUGCAAUGCCAGCUGGAGGAGGAGAAGAAGAGCCGGGAAGAGGCCGAGGCGGACGUGGCGUCCCUCACUCGCCGUCUGCAGCUGACCGAGGACAAUCUGGACCAGACCCACGGGCAGCUGACCGAGGCCAUCAGCAAGCUGGACAAGCUGGAGAAGGUGGCCGACGAAAGCGAGAGGGGGAUUCGCGUGAUCGAGACCCGAGCCAUGAAGGACGAGGAGAAGAUGGAACUCCUGACGGUCGAACUUAAACAAGCCCAGGUCAUCGCCGAGGAGGCCGACCGCAAAUACGAGGAAGUGGCUCGUAAGCUGGUGAUGGGGGAGCAUGAUCUGGAGCGCGCAGAAGCCCGAGCAGAGCAAGCUGAAAGCAAAUGUCGCCAGUUUGAGGAGGAGCUAAAAACCCUCUCUGCGAGCUCUAAGAGUCUGGAGUCUCAGACUGAGAAGUUCUCCCAGCAGGAGGAUCGCUACGAGGACGAGAUCCAGAAACUUAGCAGCAAACUAAAGGAGGCCGAGACCAGGGCUGAGUCUGCAGAGCGUACGGUGACCAGGCUGGAGAAAUCCAUCGACUGUCUGGAAGAGUCACUGGAAGCGGCCAAGAACGCCAACAUGGAGCUGCACGCCACCCUCAACAAGACCAUGGAGGAACUCAACUCGUGCUGAACACAAAAGGGAACUACUCGCCAACAUUCCUCUCAUUAACAAAGCUCGUUAGUGGGAUUAGUCGCUCGCUUGAUCAAUUUUCCUGCUCGGGGAACCAGCCAAUUGUAUUCUUCUGCCAAGCUUAAGGGGCCAAUUAGAGGUGCAAGACACGCCUCUCUGGAUGAAAACAUGUUUUUAUGCUGUGAUGACGCCGUCACAAGACGGCUUUUUCUAAAAUAAAAGCACCACGUUCAA
Nerophis ophidion (straightnose pipefish) is the source of this 1254-nucleotide messenger RNA. Its product is annotated as tropomyosin alpha-4 chain-like. Bases 271 to 1020 code for a protein of 249 amino acids. Gene Ontology annotation, biological process: muscle contraction; actin filament organization. NCBI's taxonomy places the organism in Eukaryota, Metazoa, Chordata, Actinopteri, Syngnathiformes, Syngnathidae. Gene Ontology annotation, molecular function: actin filament binding. Gene Ontology annotation, cellular component: actin filament. The record is from RefSeq and is a predicted model, not a curated record. The transcript has 9 exons.